AUGUUUAAAUCUGUUAGUUUGGCUGCCAUUGCGGCUAUAAAUGGUGAAGGUGUAGAAGAAUUUGAUACGCAGAGGUGUCUGCAACUGCAAGAAGAAAUCAUAUCGAGUAGUCCGGAGAGACCAGCCGCGGAUAAUGAUAUAUCGUUUCCCGUCGUCGCGUCAAGCAAUUAUAGUUGUAAUGUCGACGCGACAAACAAUGUCCGUCAUGAUGCAGUAAAUAGAAAACACCACCAUCAACCCCAGGAAGUUUUUCAUGAAAUAAAGGUGGUCAGAGAAUCCGAUAUUAAUGCUCAACCAUACGGAGAAAGUCCAUUACCUCCAAAUCCUGUACACAAAGCCGAAUGGACGAGAGAUGGUCUACCAGUAUUGCCAACAGUAACGCGAGACAAUGGAAAAAAAUUGAAGCCAUCCAAUAUUACCAGCAACCUGCUUCCAUUGCCUUGUGCCCAGUUGAGAACCAUGGAGGGUGAGGAAUAUACUCAAAAGAGUAAUUUAUCUUUGACUCAAGAGAAUCCUGAGUCUCUUUACGAAGCCUUAGAGUUGCAAAGGUUAAGAGACCAGGCUCUUCUUGGAACAAAUACCGAAUUUUCUUCGAGCCCACGAAUUCCAAUCGAACGGGAUGAUCUGCCAGGUCCACAAUCAAAUGGCAUAUAUGGAGAUCCCAAUUCGACACAUACUGAGUCGACUGCACGUACAUAUGAGGAGAACGACACGGGGCACAUAAACUUUGAUACAUUUCAACCAACAUCGGUAUCUGAUGAAGGUUAUUUCCAGUCAGAAGAUCCGCCUGCUAUUUACAGUACUCAAGAUCCUGUGCAAGACACUCCUCUUGGCCCUCAGACUCCGGCUCCGUCGGUCAACCCAUUUUCUGAAAAGGGUAGUGUAAUGAAGCAGCAUGAGCUGUUUGGCGCAACACAACCAUCAUCAAUUGGACGACGUGGUGGCAGUCCUACAUCAUCCAGGCCAUCGCCUGAUGGUUAUGAGGGAUAUCGAUCCUCACAAGAAGUCGAACCUUCACCACUCGUACGACGCUCGGAGGUCGCUAGCGCAAGUACCCAACAAUCCGAGCGAUCUCUUGAACGCUCAACAUCUACCGAGACACAAAUUCCAAUCGAAUCUGUCCCAGUGUCAAAUAAAAUACAAUCCUUCAAUUCCGCUCUUCGAAAAUUAACGUUGGUACGCGAACCUCAGGAUAUAUAUAUAUCCAUGAAAGAGUCCCAAGAAAGAAGGAAUAACUUAAUCGUACGUGAGGUAUCUUCUGGCUCGGAAUCGGAUUCUGAUAUUGAGGCACUACCCAAGAAGUUUCAAAAGGCGGCGAGAGAGAAAAAGAAGUUACGCGAGCAGACAGCCUUGAUUAGGAAAAGACCAAAUUCAUCUGAUAGACCCAAUUCCGCAACAGAAGUCAUUUCAAUAUCCGCCACAGCUAUUACACACCAAAGGUCAAUUAGUCAUCAGCGCAAAUCUUCAGAAGUGACAUUUUCUCAUACUCCCCAGGCCUCCGAGUCAACUCCGAUCGCUGUGGAGGUUCCGGCUAGUGGUCGACGCCGAAGUAUGCAGGAGGACUAUAUAGCCCAGUGUGAUGCACGAGACACUCAACCAACACAGCAGGAUAUGAUCGCUGAUUCUCAAGGUGUUCCUUUGUCAAGCAACCUUGUUACCAGUUCUCCAGUGCCCGGACCACAAAAUCGAGCGCCAGCCUGCUCUGAUGUUGAAAAAGCAGGCCUGGAAUCAACGAGCCCAUCUCAAAGGCUACCAGAAAAGCAACAGCAGCCUCUGAGACAGGUUCCAAGUCAGCCCUUGGAAAGCAAAAACGUCGAUCAUGCAGAUGGAAUCCAAGGAAAGAAUCCCACUGUAUCUGCCCCGUCCGAUCAGAAUAUGACUGCAUCACCUAAUGAAGCAUCUGUCAGCGACGCUGUUGAAGAACUUGUCACCCAAAGACAGAAUCUACCUUCGGAUGGUGUCGCCUUCACUGUCCCGGAAACUAGUCCAGCUACUGAUAGAUUAAUUCCUAUGACUGAGAUCGCAGAAAUUUCUCUCAGCAUAGCGAAUAAUGAUGAGUUAGAUGACUUGCCAGGAUUUAACAUGGACGAUGAGUUCAACGAGGUUAUUGGUGUGUCUACUCAUCAUACUCCGAAACACCAAUCUCAUUUUGAUCCACCACUUGCUACUACGCCUAGUCGUUUCGACAUAAUCCCUAACGGCUCUGCUGGCACAGCCUCGUCGGGACUUUCAUCGGCUCCCAGUACAAUAGAACCUCCGACUCCUAUCUUUCGAGAGGUCUCCGAAGCAGAGAAAGUUGAGUCCAACUCACCUGGAAGAGAGCUGUCGACUGAGCCUUCUCACUUGAACAUCUCAGCAGAUGAUUCUAAGGUUGCUCCGGGAGAUGUUUCUUCUCCAUUGGCCUCGACUGAACAUGAUGCGAAGCCUACCGAAACAGCCCCGACUGAGGCGGCACAUCUUCCACCCACAGAAAGAGGGCAAGGAAGCUUACAUCAAAGAACGCCACGUACAUCUACUCGAUUAUCGAAGGGCCAAUUCGGAGAGCCGCCUAUCACACAGCAACAACCAAGAGUGGCUAGAAAUACUAGGCUUUCGAGUGUGUCGUCUACAACUUUGAAUCCUCUUUCAUCCACUGCUGAGUCAGAUUUGGUAUCUCCAUCCGUUUCUAAUUCUAACACGAGUACAAGAGGUCGAGCAAGAGGUCGACCCAGAGGCAGUGCUGCCACUAAGUUCAAAAAAUCUAUCGGGGGAACUGCUUCGCCAGCUACGAAAAGACACCAUACCCGAAGCUCUGUGAGCCCGGAAGAGCAAGAAGAUGCUAUUCCAGCACCUAUCUCAAAUCGAAAAUCAAUUCUACCAUCACAGGCAGAAAGUGAAGAUCCACUGGCACUAUCAACACCGCCUUCAAAAACCUCGUUGGAUAGUAAGAAAUCAAUGGACAGUCUAUUCGAGGGAAUGGCUUUCGCUGUCUCAUACGUGGACGCAGAUAAAGAUAAACAAGUUGCGAUCCGUCUAAUCAAACAACACGGUGGUCGAAUAUUAGACGACGGAUUCGAAAACUUGUUUACACCAACGAUUCCCCCCUCAAAAUUCCGUACCGGAAAUAGCGAGACUGGAGAGACGGAGCUUGAAAUUGCUUCUUCGGAGGUAAACGUUGGUUUCGUCGCACUGAUUGCGGAUGAGCAUUCGAGAAAGGCCAAGUAUAUGCAAGCGUUGGCACUUGGGCUCCCAUGUAUCUCAGGGCGGUGGAUUUCUCAUUGUGUUGAAAAAUGUGCUAUUAUCGAUUGGCUACCAUAUCUUCUCUCGGCUGGGACCUCCUCAUUCUUAGGUGGAGCUGUGAAAAGUCGAUAUUUACGCCCAUAUUCUGCUUCCAAUGCGAAUCUCAAUGAUACUUUCACUCAGAGAUCAAAAUUGCUCGAUGGGAAAUCCAUUCUGAUCGUUACUGGAAAGGGUAAAGCUGGCGAGAAGCGGAAACCCUACACAUUUCUGACUCGUGCUCUUGGCCCAACCCGCCUUGGCCAGGCACAAGAUCUCAAGCAAGCGAGAGAAAUGCUUCUCGAUGCAGAGAGCAAACACGCCAGCUACGAUUGGCUUUAUGUGGAUGGAAAGCAAGAUGUGGAGGCAGCCGUGUUCGAAAAUACCCCAGCAAGCACUUCAGCUGGUGGCCGAAAACGAAAGCGAGCUUCGAUACAGGAAGAGGAUGCUUCACCAGCAUUGCCUAAACGCAUCAGGGUUGUCAAUGAUGAGGUCAUGAUUCAAAGCUUGAUAUUAGGCCAACUUAUUGAGGAUUAG
Molecule: messenger RNA, 3792 nt
Organism: Botrytis porri
Lineage: Eukaryota; Fungi; Ascomycota; Leotiomycetes; Helotiales; Sclerotiniaceae
Exons: 2
Coding region: 1-3792 (1263 amino acids)
Biological process (GO): positive regulation of transcription by RNA polymerase II; DNA damage checkpoint signaling
Cellular component (GO): nucleus
Molecular function (GO): histone binding
Source: RefSeq, a predicted model, not a curated record